AUUCACUUCAAGUCUCAUCCGGGCAUUUUUCUUUUCCGGAUAUCUAAUUCCAGCUGUGUCACGGAGCUGCGGGGCUGAUCAAUACGCGGGGAAUUUCUUCACAUGCUUUUUGCCGUCUACGCUAUCUGGGGUAUUCCAUCUCCUUCAACCCGUUCUACUUUCGACCCGACUCCAGAUCAAUCGAUAAGAUCCAAAUAAUUGAGUUGAGUUACUUGAUCUAGUUCUCAAUAGUUUUCACCUGAAGUUCCAAGUUCUACUAUUCUCCCGACAACAACAGGAUGCACCAUGUCCGGGGACGAUAAUAACCGAGAUACGACCAACACAGGCAAUGACAAACCGGAGCAACAACCCUUCAGGAAAGCGGAUGCUUCUUCGGUGGAUAGCAAAGUGGAUGGUUCAUCCGGCGCUGCUACCGAUUCUCUAGCUACUCGCAUCCAGAACUCGGCGCGUGGACUCGCUAGAAACGCCUUCUUUGCACCGGGAUCAUCGUCUGCGGCAGAUCUAUCCCAAACUCUGGCGAAUGCAAAUGGUAAUAAGGGAGGGUCUUUCGCAUCAUCAUCGGGGCCGUCGGCAUUCCAGUUAGCAGGGGCACACGGACAAUACGCUUCUGUGCCUUCUGCAUCUUCAGCAGUCCGGGAUCAAGCGGGCCCGCUCGCAUCGGAGUCGUUUCGCUCUUCCCGUACAACCCACGGCGAUCAAGAGGGUGGAUUCGAUGAAUUUCAAUUACAAGAAGGAUACAGUGAUGGACAGGGUAUAGGAACCACACAGGAGACAGAGCAAGACAAGGGAAAAGGAAAGGAAAGACAGAGCCAAAACACAGACAUCUAUCAAUCGAGCGAUGUAUCCAAUUUCAGCGCAGUCUGGCAAACAGUCUCUACUUCACCCUCCACUGACAUCAAGGACGGAGCAGCGGUGGUAUCCAUCCUAACCGAUAAAACCUUCGACCCAGAAUUCCCCUUCGAACCAGACACCAUGAACGCAGAAACAGACCUCCUCCCUCCAGCACCACUCACACAAGCAGAGAUCGAAAUGAUCGACUCUUUCCGUCGACAAUUUGACCAAUCCUCCCCAGGUACCCUCCAGCAUCAUCAAAAGCAGCAGCAGCACAGAGUAGGUCUAGGCCCCACCAGUCUUGUCCCAGACAUAGAAACCUUCCUCGACUCUAUCCCCCCCACAACACACUUGGAUGAGACCUCCCUGCGUGACGCGGUGUUAUCCAGUCUCCCCGGUGCGGCGGACUGGGUGGCCGUUGAAGAACGCUAUCAUGAUGAGGUAUGGGGGUAUCUCCGGCCGACGCUGGAGGCAGCCAGGGAUGAGAUUGAGGCAGCGGAAAGACGGAAUGGCCCACAAGUCGCCGGGAAUGUUGAUGGACCGGCUGUUAGGAGAUUGAAGAUGAUUUUGAAGCAUAUGCAGGCUUGAUUUUCUUUUUGGGUUUCGCUGUUAGGCUCCAAGUUGGUUGUUUUAGCGAAGUGGAAGCCUGCCAGGCAUGUUGUUCAAAAGGUUGGGGCUUUGCAUAAUGCACUCUUGUAUAUACGCAUGACAUGGAAUGGGUAUCUUACAAAGACAACAUAUAUUUCUACAUGUUUACUC
Molecule: messenger RNA, 1590 nt
Organism: Monascus purpureus
Lineage: Eukaryota; Fungi; Ascomycota; Eurotiomycetes; Eurotiales; Aspergillaceae
Source: the annotation of a GenBank genome assembly